CGUGCACACUCGCAGGUAAAAGCAGUGCGAGUCAAGAAUUCCGCUGGCACAGAGCAAAGGAAUAGCUGCGGCGCUUUGAUAUAAAUUUUUAUUUUCUCAGCGACACGCGUAAUUGGAAGAGCAAAUAUUUCGCCAGGUGGGCGGCGCCAGCGGCUUGUGGCGCUCCGGAGAUAUUGUUUACCCUCUUGGAGUUUUGGUUGAGGGGCUGGCCGGCCGGUGCCGAAGAGGAGGGAGCGCGAUGAGGGCGCUUGGGGCCGCAGUGGCCAGGGCGUCGUCGGCCCGAGAUGGAAGGUCGAGAGCAGAUGCUCUAUAACCACGUGGCCGACCUGAAGCCGAGGGGCGCCCUGCGGAUGGCCGCGCGCCGGCCCUCGUCCGGCGAGCGGCGCUGCCUCAGGGCGGCCGCCUCUUUGCUGCUCGGUGCCUUCGCCGGCUACCUCGUCGCGGCCCUCAUCGCCUCCACCUCGCAGGAUCAAUUUUUGUGUCCGGCGAACGGCCCGGACGGUCUUCGGAUGGACAACUCUACCCUGCAACCGGAAGAACUCAUUUUGGCCGACUUGAAGGGCUUGCACAACUCGAGCCAAAGCCUGUUGUUCGUUGGCGUGAUGACAGCCCAGAAGUACUUGGACACGCGCGCCAAGGCCGUCUACGAAACGUGGGGCCGCGAACUGCCCGGCCGAAUGGCCUUCUUCUCUUCUGGCACCUCCGAGACGAACCAGAGUAUUCCGUUGGUGGCUCUGCAGGGCGUGGACGACAGCUACCCCCCGCAAAAAAAGUCAUUCCUCAUGCUCAAGUACAUGUACGAGCACUUCGGGGACCACUUUGAGUGGUUCCUGCGCGCCGACGACGACGUCUACGUCCGCCCUGAGAAACUGGAGGCCUUCCUCAGGUCGAUCGACAGCCGCAAGCCGCAGUUCAUAGGCCAGGCGGGUCGCGGCUCGCAAGAGGAGUUCGGCCUUUUGAGUCUUGAGUUCGACGAGAACUUCUGCAUGGGUGGCCCUGGAGUGAUAAUGAGCAGGGCCACCCUGGCCAAGGUGGCGCCGCAUGUGUCCUACUGCCUGAGGAAUUUGUACACCACCCACGAAGACGUUGAGCUGGGCAGGUGCGUCCAGAAAUUUGCGGGCAUCCCUUGCACUUGGUCUUACGAGAUGCAAACAAUCCUGUACCACAACUCCAGCGGCAACCAGGCAUUCACUGGCCGACUGAAGUACAAGGAGGUGCACCGGGCCAUAACUUUGCACCCUGUCAAGCAGCACAAACAUCUUUACAGAGUACACAACUACAUGAGGUCAAUGAAAAUAAGCGACCUGCAGCAACAAUCUCUGAAUCUUCGACGUGACAUUGGCCACAUGUCUGCGCUUCUAGGCGACCCACCACCGGCUCAGAGCCAGAAAUACAGCCCAGAGACCAUAAUGGGCCUGGCUCCGAGUUUGCUGAAGUUCCAGCCUAAAAGCGUGACUGACGUCAUUCCUUGGGAGUUUUUCACGAACGCUCUAUAUUCCGACAAAAACGCUAACCCCAGACGCAGGAUGGAACUGCCUCUACGAGAAGGGUUGGAUGAUGUAGUCAGAGAGGUCAUGGAAAUGACCAAUGCCUUUUCGAGGCAGCGUGGUCGGAUUCUCGACUUCAAAGAGGUGCUCUACGGUUACCACCAUGUUAAUCCGAUCGCUGGACAAGAGCUCGUGCUGGACAUGCAGCUCGUGUACAGAAAGUACAGAGGCAGGAAAAUGACCAUCCCUGUCAGGAGGCACACAUAUCUUCAAAGAGCCUUCAGUGGUCUCAGCAUUAGGGAAACGGUCGACGGACAAGACCCACCAAAAACGCAGGAAAUUGAACAAAGUAAAGAAAACCUACAGGCUAUAGCUGGGGGUGUUUUGGGACCAGCAUAUGCCCUAGUCCAACAGCCAGAACAGCGCGUCAUCCCAAACCCAGCCAAAGACAAGCUGAUUACUUUCCUAGUGCCACUUUCGGGACGACUCAAGACUUUCCACAGAUUUCUUUCCUUGUAUGAAGAGAUUUGCAUUCAGGGCAGACAGGCAACCGCCCUUGUGCUUGUGCUCUUUCCCAGUGAUGAAGUGACAGAGACUGUUGCCCUGGUCAGGUCCAUCCAGAAGAGACACCCAAGUGCAGCUAUUUCCAUUUUGCCUGUUUUUGUGCCAUUUGCCAGAGGAAUGGCACUUCAACUCGGAGCAGCUCAUGUCCAGGCUCACAAUGAGGACACCAUACUUUUCUUUGUAGAUGUAGACAUUGUUUUCACUGCAGCCUCCCUUCAGAGGAUACGUCUGAACACCAUUAAAGGCAAGAGCGCCUACUUCCCAAUUGUGUUCAGUGAAUUUGACCCUCACGUCGUGUACGGAAACAACUCUGACAGUCAAUCACGGAACCACUUUCUCAUCAACGACAACACAGGCUACUGGCGGAAUUACGGAUUUGGAAUUGCCAGUGCCUACCCUGCUGAUUUAAACGUGGUUGGUGGCUUCAACACUGCCAUUAAGGGCUGGGGAAAGGAGGAUGUCGACCUUUUUGACAAGUUUGUCAAGAGCAAGAUUUCGGUAUUUAGGGCAGCUGACCCAGGCAUGGUGCAUGUCUUCCAUAUAGUCGAGUGUGACACAAGUCUUGACCCACAGCAGUUUGCAAUGUGCCAGGGCACCAGAGCCAACACUUAUGGAGGAAGUAUGCAACUUUCGAGGAUUUUGGACAAGUACCCCGAGAUUUUGCAAAUCGCCAACAAGAACAGAGUUGCAGCUGUUGCAUCGUAAGACUUUUCAAUCUCGUUCCAACCACCAAAAUGUAAUACUUGAAUCGCGGACAAUUUUCCAAUUGAAAACCAAGGCAAGACCAAACUCCAUGAGUACUUAUCAUAUUUGCGAUUUUUGCUGAGAAUAGAAAAUAUUCCAAAAAUUGUGCCUUGCCAUUUAUAAAUUUACAAAAACGGAACAUGUUCUUUUCAAUACAUAAAGAAUUAAGACUGACGAGUGCAUUUUACGUACGAGAGAGAGGAUGAUUUUAAUUUAUUUUCGUCAAAAUUGCGGAUCUUUCUUAUUAAUUAUCUUCGUGGCUGUGACCAAAGAUGAAAGGUGAAAAUGUGUUUGAUCCGAGAGAGGUUUAGAAUAUGCAUUGAUUUAUAAUAAACAGUGAUCGAAUUAUUUACCAUGUUGCCUUGCCAUAGCGCUGCAGCAGGUGCGUUAAAAAAAUUAUAUCGUUUGCAAUAAACAUUAUCAAUGAAAGUAAUGAUGAUAUUGAAAUAUUCUAAUCUGCUGUGCCUUCCUACGAUAAAUAAUAAGUAAUAAAAUGUUAUGAAUUCCUAUGAAUUAGAUAAGUUGUUUCAUUU
Molecule: messenger RNA, 3328 nt
Organism: Neocloeon triangulifer
Lineage: Eukaryota; Metazoa; Arthropoda; Insecta; Ephemeroptera; Baetidae
Product: chondroitin sulfate synthase 1-like
Exons: 11
Coding region: 285-2756 (823 amino acids)
Cellular component (GO): Golgi cisterna membrane
Molecular function (GO): glucuronosyl-N-acetylgalactosaminyl-proteoglycan 4-beta-N-acetylgalactosaminyltransferase activity
Source: RefSeq, a predicted model, not a curated record